Messenger RNA from Cololabis saira (Pacific saury), 6284 nucleotides. Its product is annotated as membrane-associated guanylate kinase, WW and PDZ domain-containing protein 3-like. The coding region runs from base 393 to 4487 and encodes 1364 amino acids. Lineage: Eukaryota; Metazoa; Chordata; Actinopteri; Beloniformes; Belonidae. The transcript has 21 exons. Gene Ontology annotation, molecular function: protein binding. Gene Ontology annotation, cellular component: cytoplasm. The record is from RefSeq and is a predicted model, not a curated record. Gene Ontology annotation, biological process: signal transduction.
CUUCCUCGCUCAGCCUGGAUGACAGAGAGAGAGAGAGGAUGGAGGAGAGACCCUGACAGGUCAUUGAUUGUAGUAAAGAUGCUGCUCUACCUGCAGGCUCCGCGUGCACGCGCAUGCACUUGCUGCUGCGGUUGUAUAUAAAACAUACGUGCACGGUGGCGUGUGUACAGUGAGCGUGCGUGUGGUCCUCCAGCUUUCAUUGCGUUUUUUUUUUCCCUCACCUGCAUUGGACAAUUGUGCACACGCGCCGCACGUGCCCGCGGCCGCAGCAUCAGCAGCAGCGGAGGCAGCAGCAUCAGCAUCCUCACGCUGGAGGCGGAGAGCACCCUCGCCGGGCACGGGGGGCUGCCACAUCCGGACGGCAUCGGCAGGAAUUAUGAAGCUCGGUCGCCAUGUCUAAAGCGACGGUGAAGAAGCUCCACUGGCGCUCUAAGGUGCAGGAGAGCUUCGUCCCUGUGGGGGGUGGCGGCUCAGGAGAACUGGGCCUAGCCAUCGGGGGCGGGGCCGACUAUGGUGAGUUCCCCUUCGUCACGGCAGCCCCUGGCGGCGGGGCCACGGUUGGGGACAUCAUUCUGGAGAUUGGGGGGACGCCUGUGUUGGGGAUGACACUCGGCGAUGUCAGAGGAGUCCUCAAUUCCUGUCCUCAUCCAAUCAGAAUCAAGACGGUCUCGCCAGGCUCCUCUCUGUGUAAAGACCUCAGGUUGUAUCUCAGUAAAUGUUUCACGCCGGGCUCCAUGGACAGCCAGCUGCAGCAGCUCAUCAGGGAGAACCUGUACCUACGUGCCGUGCCCUGUACCACCAGGCAGCCGCGGGACGGAGAGAUUUCAGGUGUGGACUACAACUUUGUGUCCAUUGAGGAGUUUUUCUCCCUGGAGGAGUCCGGAGCUCUGCUGGAGAGCGGCAAGUUCAAAGGAAACUACUACGGGACACCCCGUCCCGUCCACAUUAGUCCAGAGAGUCCACCAAUCACGUACCAGGAACAUCGCAACCUGCUGAGGAACUUCCGGACGAGGAGCAAGUCCCUGAGCAACCUGGAGAAAGCUGUGGAGGAAGGAGACAACAGUGAGGAGGACAGCGGGCUGGCAGGACCAGCUGGAGCCCUGCCCACCACCCUGCCGCUGAGCCAGCCGUGGGAGGCAGCGGAGAAUGGAGGAGGAGGAAGAGGAGUGGGAAGAGGAAGAGGAGGGGCUCCACUGCCUGAAAACUGGGAGCUGGCCUACAGCGACUCAGGGGCGCCUUAUUACAUCGAUCACAACUCAAAGACCACCAGCUGGUUGGACCCUCGAAUGCAGAGCCAAGAUCCCCCGUCCUCCACAGAACUCCCAGAGUUCACGGAUCAGCCGAGCCUGUUGAGGGGUUACUCCAUCCACACUCGGCUCUCUAAAGGUCCGCGAGGCUUCGGCUUCAACAUCGUUGGAGGAAAUCGACCCCGAGAGUUUCUGCAGGUGUACAGCGUCACACCAGGGGGGCCGCCGGCUCUCAAUACAGCGGACAUCCUGGUUUUCAUCAAUGAGACCUGUGUGCUGGGUCGGUCCCACAAAGAGGUAGUGGAGAUGCUGAAGUCGGUGCCAAUGGGUCAGAAUGUGGACGUGGUACUGAGGAGAGGAUACCCAAUGCUGUACAACCCUGACGGCUGUCCCAAACAGAGCCUGGAGCCGCAGCCGCAGACGCCCAGCGAGUCCAUCAACGUGAACCGAGGCCUGACACACCUCACUUACAGCCGCACGCUGGACGCCAACGGCAGCACGCCAGGACUGGCACAAACUCCACCAUCCUACGCCCCUCAGCCAAUGAUGAAUGGCCUGACAGGCCCGCCCACCCCCGUAUCCUCAGAGCCCCCAGUGCUCCCGCCUCCCCCUCCGGAGAGGACGCCGCCCAAUCACAGCGACUCCGAAGGCGGCCCAUCCAACGCUGGAACCCGGAGGUCUUCCCUGAUUCGUUACAACAGCAGCACUCUCCCCUCCCUCUCCUCCGCCUCCCUCCUCCAACAUCAGAGCUCCAAGUCUUCCGAGAGUGACUUGUCUACGUCCACGCUCCCCAUCUCCUCCUCAUCGUCCCACGGGCUGUCCAGACUGCCCCUUUCUCAUCCUGAGACGGGACUCCCCCAGAACUCCACCAGCAACACCCCCCCGUCCUCCGCAACACCUCCUUGUGCCCCCGUGCAGCGCCCACCGAUGCCCCAGACCUCUGUUGCUCUGACGCCGCCCAGAGACGUCCCGACCUGUGGCUUUAACGGGUGUCCUGCCAGCCACCAAGCACCCUCCUCGGCCUCCCGAGGAAACCCAGGGCUGGUGCUCCCUCUGGGGCAGGGGUCACCUGGGUCGGCCCCUGGAGGGGAGCUGGUGCCUGUGGCCCUGGGACACAGUGAUAAUGGGGGCCUGGGGUUCAGCGUGACGGCUGGAGGACUGGCAGGUCAGCAGGCGGUGGUGAGGAGGGUCUGGGACCGCCGGCAGUGCCCCUCGCUGCAGGCAGGAGAUGCCAUCAUGAAGAUCAACGGAGCUGACGUGCAGAACCUCACCUUCAUGCAGGUCCAGAGAGUCCUGCAGGAACACACCAAACAGGGCGAGGUGGUGCUCCUGGUCUACAGAGGAGGUCCCGCCUCCUCUCCGGCUGUCACCCCCAACCUCUACAAGGCCCUGUCCUCCCCACAUGUGUCCACCCCCCCUUCCUCCUCCUCUCAUCCCCCCUCAACCACUGACUUGUCUUCCCCAUCCACGGGUGCCUUGCUUGGGGGUGUGCCCCCGCUCAGCCAGGCUGGCCUGGCCCUUGAGAGUUCCCAGGAGGGCCACCUACCAGCUCCAGGGACCCACCAAGGGCACCCUCCUCCCGAGACCCCUAACAGGCCCACCGGCUCAUCUCUCAUCCAGAGCACCAGCUUCCUGGACUCGGUUCCAGUGACGCUGACCCUGGAGCCGCGGGACCUGCUGGGAGUGGAGGACAGCGCCGGAGGACUUCCUCCUGUCAGAGGUGGGGGGGCACUGGGAGCCGUUGCCAAGGACGGGAGAGGAGGAGCAAAGACAGUGGAGGUGGAGCUGAGGAGACGGCCUGGCGAAGGCUUUGGAUUCGUCAUCGCAUCUCAGGAAGUGAGCGGAGCCCCGUCCCUGAUGUCUCACCGCUUCAUGACGGUGCGGCGCGGCAGCCCGGCGGCCCGCAGCGGCCAGGUUCAGCCCGGAGACCAGCUGGAGGCGGUGGAGGGUCGACCCGUGGCCGGUCUGCAGCACCGGGACCUGGCCCAGAUCCUGAGGAGGGCGGGGAACACGCUGAGGCUGAGCAUCACCCCCCGACACCACCCGUCAGAGGGAGCCGAGCUCGACACCGAAGGACAUCCGGUCAAAGGACCUCCAGGGAGCUCCAAGGACGAGUCCAGGUUCUACAGCGUGGAUCUGGAAAGGGGUCCCACAGGCUUCGGGUUCUCUCUGAGGGGGGGCAGCGAGUACAACAUGGGACUGUACGUGCUGGGACUGAUGGACGGGGGGCCGGCCCAGCGCAGCAACAAGAUACAGGUGUCCGACCAGCUGGUGGAGAUCAAUGGCGACAGCACGUCGGGGAUGACCCACAGUCAGGCCGUGGAGCAGAUCCGGAGAGGCGGGAACCGAAUCCACCUGAUCCUGAAGAAGGGGAACGGAUAUGUGCCCGACUACGGCCCUGAGGAAGGAGCCCUCUCCCCCUCCUCCUUUUCACCAACUGAGGAGCAGCAUUCAGUAGCCAUGGCAACCUCCUCCUUCGGUCAGCACUGGAGAGGAGAAGAAGAUGAAGGAGGAGGAGACAGGAGGAGAAGGACAGAUAAAGAAGUGAGAACCAAACGAAGACCAGGAUCGAGAGGAGGAGGAGGAGGGUCCGGGCCUCCUGAUCUGGACCUGGACCAUGUGGAGGAAGAAGCGCGAGGGGAGGAGGGGAGGAGGAGGAUGGAAGAGGAGGAGGAAGCUGAGAGGAGAUGGCAGGAGGAGGAGAGGAGGAGACUGAAGGAGGAAGAGGAGAAAAUGGAGAGAAAAAGUCAGACUGUGAGGCAGAAGAGACGGGAGGAGCAGAGGGAGCAGGGGAGGAGGAGCAGGAGCCUUCCCAGACACCAGGCUGCGUCCUGGGGUUCGCCACAGGAAGAGGAGGAGCCCGAGAGACGGAGGAGGAGCGAGACGAAGAGCAGGAGGAGGGAGCAGCAGGAGGAGGAGACAGGUGACAACAGCAUGCGCCAUGCAAAGCAUUCUGGGAGCUCAGCUCAGCGGGCGGCAUUCUCCUUCCUCAUGCCGAUGGAUGAUGACGAACAUCCAUCUGAAAGCGAAUCAGCAGCCAACUUCUCAGACAUCGGCCAAUCGGCAGCCAGCAUCCCUUCAGCACGGAGACGAGACUCUGACUGGAGGAGAGCUGAGUCGCCACGGCAGCAGGGGAACGCCCCCGGCCCCUGGCUGAGACCCAGCCCACAGAGACUGACGCAGGUUCUGACGGGCAGUCGGGUCGGUGGGCAGGAGCUAAGAGGCGGUCUUUCUCUCUGAUUGGCCAGCAGGGAGGACAUUUUCCUUUUUUCAUUUGUUGAGUUUUUUAUCGGCUACAUAUAAGGGCUUUGUUGGUUGGCCCGCUGAGAGAAGGCCCGCCUCUCCCCACGUCUUAUUGGACUGAGCAAGACCACCUCUGAUCAGGUUCUGAUCCAACACCUUCACUCCCAUUUUACCCAUCAUGCCUCAGUUCACCCAACACCUGUAUCGUGAAGCGGCGCAUUCUCAGCGCUCUGUUAGCGCUAACAUUCCCGAAGUAUCUCCAUGGUAACCAGUCGAGAUCACCGUAGAAACCAGGGCAACAGCCAUAGCCUUCAGAUCGAAGGGAACCUCGGUCACCGUGGUGAUCUGAGGCGUGUUGAAUGCUUGGUUGAAGUUGGAGUAGAUGGCGUCACGAAACCACCGAAAUACACAUCAUCACCGCCGUUGUAAAGUUCCGCCUCUUCCCUCUGACCUCCAUCACAGCACGUGAACGUGCACCCGCAUAGCCAGAUAAAAAGUGCCUGUCAUUACAAGUCGACGUGCGAUUUUAACCUGCAGCUAACGAGGGUCCGCAGCGGCGGAUGAUCAUUCAUGACGAUUCUAAACGCACCAACGCGCAGCACGCCAAACAAACCCAGACGAAACACGGUCCAACGCUGAGCAGCUCGUAAACAGACGAGAACCGACGCACCAGCGACCGGCUGCUGCAUGCUAACAACACUUGCCUGUUAGCAGUCUAAAGCUAACACUCCACAAACUGUACCGGAGAGAAGGGGACUCACUCUGACACAAAAACACAAGAGCAACGCCCCACAGCCCAACUGGUUACAGUGUCAUCUCUGAUGGGAUCCGGUUCCCGAGGAAGAAUCACGGACUCGCCGCUCGGAGACAAAUCAGGGCCAUUUUUUAUCUCUGACUGUCUUCUACCAGUAGGAGUGUACGAAAGCUGAGCUGCGGAGAAUCACCAGCCUCCACGUCACAUCAGUCUAGGAACUUUUGAUCAUUUAUUAUCGAAAUGAAAAACUGAUUUUAACCAUUAAAAGCAUAAAUGCUUGUUGCAAUGAUCUCCUGCUCCACCUUUAACCUGUGAGGUGACCCUGCCUCUCGGUUGGUGGGGAUAGGCUCCGCCCUCAGAUAGGCUCCACCCUGUUCUCUGGUGGCUAAAACGUGCGCGUCACGUGCGCGUCACGUGCUGGGCUUCUUCAUCUUCAUGUUCACCUGCAUCCUUUGAUGUCAUAUGCAAAAAAUAUGAGGACAGCUGUCUCGUGACUUUCUGUGUAAUCUGAGCAUGUGAAUAUUCCUGGAAUGAUUUUUUAUUUUUAUAAAGCUCAAUAUGAGAAGAUUAAUUACAUUAUUAUUGAUAUGAUUAUUGGUAUGGGUAUUGAUAUGGUUAGAUGACGUAGAAUUGAGGUGAUCUUAUCUGCCUGCUUGCUUGUAAAAACAAGAAAAGAAAAACUUUGCAAUGAUGAAAUAACAGAGCCAUACACACACACACACACACACACACACACACACACACACACACACACACACUGAUGUCAGGUCCAGCUGUGUCCUGCAGCUGUCAGUUAACCGUAUCAUCGCCACGGCAACAACGGGACGACCUGCAGCUCCGGACCAGAACAAGUGCCUCAUUUUGUUUCAGCCCCUUCCGCCGGCUACCACUUCCUAUCCCAUCUUUCCCUGCUGUCCAGCAACAACCACAGACACACACACACACGCGCAGACACACACACACACACACACACACACACACACCUGUCCCCAGCCCCCACAAACGUCCGUCCUCAGCAUUCAUCAGUGUUUUUAUAUUGA